UGGCGCCCCUCCAUCGUCACGGUCUCAAAUGAUCGCUCAAACGUACCGUGACGACCGAAGCCAGAGGACGGUACCGACAGGCUGUUGAGCCGGAGCUCCCCGGCGCGUUUGUUUGGCAGGCGACCGCGCGUGAUUCUGGCGUAAAUAUGGAACGCUUUGGCCCGAUGAGACUUUGUGUGCAGACGACGAGAAGAGCUCUUGGUAACCGUGUGGUUUGUGGUCAACUUGGGUGCGAUGGUGAACCCUGUGAUUUCCUGUUGGGAUCCGCCAGCGGUGCUCCACUGAGCUCUGACUGUGACGGGAAGGUCGUCCGCUGCAUUCGUGAGUUCACGGAGCAGAAGAGAGCACGCGCAACAAAAACGAUCACAACAUGACGAUGACUCCCUGAUGAACAAGAAAAACCGGUGUCUGGCUGACGUUUCCUUGUGGCCAAAUUAGGACUGGGCUCGGCACCAUAGUCUGUGACAUGUCAUGCAAACGCCUUGUUUCUCAUGGAGCCUCAACCAGAGCCACUGUGGAGAAAGCUUGUUCUCUGUCUGUUGAGCUGCUCUCUGACCUGUGUUUUCCUCCGGGUCCUUCAGGCAGGUUCUGGCACAUCACAGACCUGCACCUGGAUCCCUCCUACCACCUGUCCAAAGACCCCACCCAGGUGUGCCUCUCCUCCAAAGGCGCCGCCGCUGACCAUGCUGGCAUGUUCGGCGACUUCCUCUGUGACUCGCCCUACGCUCUCAUCCAGUCGGCCUUCGCCCACAUGAGGAACCUCACCCUGGCUGGAGACUUCAUCAUAUGGACCGGGGACAGUCCUCCACACGUCCCACCUGCAGAGCUCUCCACAGACCUGGUGAUCCAGGUCAUCGCCAACAUGACUGAAAGCAUCAGGCAGCACUUCCCAAACCUGCCCGUCUUUCCGGCCCUGGGGAACCACGACUACUGGCCCCAGGAUCAGAUGCCGACGUCCACCAAUGCCAUCUACAAAGCUGCUGCUCAGCUGUGGGCGCCCUGGCUGCAGCCGGACGCUCUGCGAACGCUCGCUCAAGGUGGCUUCUACUCUCAGCUGGUGGAACCGGGUCUGCGAGUGGUCUCUCUCAACACCAUCCUCUACUACGGCCCUAACAAAGUGACCGCCAACAUGACGGACCCUGCAGGACAGUUCCAGUGGCUGGAGGAAACCCUGCGGAGAUCUGCCGUCGGCCUGGAGAAGGUUUACAUCAUCGCUCACGUGCCGCUGGGCUACCUGCCCUUCGUCAACAACGUCACAGCCAUGAGGGAGGUCCACAACGAGAGGCUGGUGGGCAUCUUCAGGAAGUACAGCGACGUCAUAGCCGGACAGUUUUUCGGCCACACCCACCGAGACAGCGUCAUGGUGCUGCUGGACCCUGAGGGCCGACCGCUGAGCUCUCUGUUCGUGUCUCCGGCCGUGACUCCCAUCAGAAACGUGUUGGAGCCGUACUCCAACAAUCCCGCUCUCCGCAUGUACAAGUACCACCCUGAAGAUUACGGCGUUCAGGAUAUCUGGCAGUUCUAUCUGAAUCUGACGGAAGCCAACCGGCGACAAGAGUCCCACUGGAGGCUGGAGUACGUCAUGACGGAGGCCUUUGGACUGCGAGACCUGCGGCCGCUCAGCCUGCUGCAGCUGGGCCUGGACCUCAGGUCGCCCCGGUCCCAGAGCUUCGACACGUACUUCAGGCACUUCAUGGUCAGCUACGACACGGAUCUGCGCUGCAGGGGCGGCUGCAAGCUGCAGCAGGUCUGCGCCGUCCUGCACGUGGACCUGCGUGGCUACUCGGAGUGUGUGGCCGGCGGACGCUAGCUCGCCGCGCUUCCUCAGGUGUUUUCUCAGGUGUCUGCCUGAAGGCCAGUUGUGCCAUUUGAAGGGUAUUCAAACAGCACACAUGUAUGAUUUUAGACAUCUUUUCUUCUUAGUUACUGGAUGAAUAAAGAAGGGAAUCCCUGAAAUAUGGGAAGGGUUUUUUUGUCUUGUCAUGAAACAAGUCCCAAAACUUGGAGAUGCAUUUUCUUGGAGCAGAAAAAUCAGUUUCUAUGAUUGAUACUGAACUUUAAGAAACCGUGUGCUGAGCAAAAGAAUCCAAGUGUGAAGGGAGGUUUGUGAAGCCUUUUAUAGAAAUAAACGAGUGAACUGUGUGUGUGUGUGUGUGUGUGUGUGCGGGAACUGGGCGACCUCAGGUGACCCCCCGCAUUUCCAUUCCACCCCCUCAAGUUCAUUCUCCUUGAGCUGCUUUUGAAACCUCUUUUGGUCUCUUAGCGUCGACUUCAGGCAUUCCAAGCCUGUGCUCAGGCUCCUGUGCUGCUGCCGGCCGAAGAGAGCUCCCUCAGCCAGACACACAAGCCUCGGGAGUCGUGACUUGCACAGUUGCUUUCACGGUUUUCUGACAUGUAUUUACAAAUGUGGGAGAGGAACGUGCAGAAGUCU
Messenger RNA from Synchiropus splendidus (mandarinfish), 2431 nucleotides. RefSeq names its product sphingomyelin phosphodiesterase acid like 3A (gene smpdl3a). The record is from RefSeq and is a predicted model, not a curated record. Gene Ontology annotation, biological process: sphingomyelin catabolic process. Bases 467 to 1810 code for a protein of 447 amino acids. Gene Ontology annotation, molecular function: sphingomyelin phosphodiesterase activity. Lineage: Eukaryota; Metazoa; Chordata; Actinopteri; Syngnathiformes; Callionymidae. The transcript is spliced from 7 exons.